CACGCAUCACUCACGAAAGUCACAUGCAUAAGACCAAUCAACCAAUUGUAUUUGAGUCAUCCGUAAGUGUGCAUAGAUUGUUUCUUGUUAUAAUAUCUUUUAAAAUGAGCAAGUUCAUUUAUAAGAACUCACUGUGAACAUCAAGACAUAAAGUUGUCAUUACUUAUAGAAUAUAACAAAGCCUCAAUUGUUUCGCGUUAUGGUCGUUAUGGAUUAGUUAUUCUCUGAAAAUACACAUUGGUUUCAUGGAAAUAAAACGUAGUACGUUUUUCGUUCUUCUUACAAUCCUAUGUAUCUCCAUCAAUCUCUCCGUUGAAAUAUGUCUGUUCAUAACGGAUCAAUAUGUGUUCGAAAGGUCUUUAAAUGAACAUGGAAUUCCAUAUGCAACUAAAGACGAGCUUGAGAACUAUAAAAACUUAACAUCGGGUAACUCAACGAAUCUUAAAUUAGCUCAGAGGAAAGCAGCUCUAGUUGACGCGGCUUUUAAUGGAGUACGAAUAAGCGUGGGCUUGAUAACCACACUUAUAAUUGGAUAUCUGUCAGAUCGUUUCGGUCGUAAAUGUGCAUUUGCUUUACUUCUCGGUGGUGAAACGUUGCAAAUCAUAAUGAUAUGUAUAAUCACACUUCUAAAGCUGAAUGAAUGGCUGACAAUAGUCUCCGGUCUAUUCGAAGCAUUUUGUGGAGGGGGUCUGUUGACGAUUAAUGCACAGAUCAGCGCUGCUAUAAUGGAUGCAAGCCUACAUAAGGGCAAACAGAGGAGAGAAAAUAAAGACAGGAAAACAAAGAAAUCUCAUACUGACACUUUAUGGACACAUUUCGCUAUUUUUGACGGCAUGGCAAAUCUAAGCAUGUCUGCUGGAAACUUAGUUGCAGGUUCUUUAAUCUACCGCUAUGGGUUUGAAAUCAGUAUCGCAACAUGUGCUUGCAUAUUUGUCCCAAGCUUGAUAUCAAUUACGUUUCUUCCGGAGACUCAUAAACGGAAUUCAAGUAAAACUAAACAGGGCGAAUCUCAUUCCCUGAAAGUUGCUUUGAACAUACCGGAAAGGAGUGUUUGCGAGGAUUGUUGUUUAGACAAUGCCAAUUCACAAUCGGACAAUCAACAAAGUAAACGUACUUCUGAGAAGCUGCAGAUAUGUAAACACUUGGAUCCGAUUCUAAUCAUGCUAUCUGUCAUAAUAUUUCUCACUUCUUUGGGAGCUAUAUCAGAUGUACAGUACUUGUUUGUUUAUUUAAUGGGUGCUCCAUUUUUGUGGGAUGCUCAAAAGAUUAGCAUUUAUGUAGGAGUUGUAGACGUAGUUGGUUCUUUCCUAUCAGUAAUUCUAGCCUACUUUCUUAUGAAAUUCGAGGGAAAAAGAAAAACUGUUAUUGAAGUGAAAUCCAAUGAAACGGAAGAUGCAGGACAGUUGGAAAAUGUAACGAAUCAAUCAAAUUCACAUCACAAAUUGGUUGUACUUGUGAUUGCUCUUAGCAUAACACUGAUACUGUUGAUUUGCAACAGAUUUCUAGUUGGUAUAGCCUACAUGUUUUCCGUUCAAACUGCAAAUCUUCUUGUUUACAUAGCCAUCCUACCGAGAUUAAUGAAGUCUUUCAUUGUCCCGGUGUUGAGAACCAUGUUCAUAUUGUGUACUGCUUCCAGCAAACACGGUGAGUGUGGAAAGUAUUUUUGUUUGGUAAAUCAUUUCAGAAUAACAAAGACUUUUAAGUUUGUGAAAUCUACACAAUGAUCAGUGACGCAGAAGGUAUGGACUAUGAGGAAACCUCAAAAGAAGGUAUGGUUCAAUCAGUAUGUGGAUUCAUUGUGCGCAUUGGUCUGUUGACAAGUUUGAGUGGUCUACCCGCUUUAUAUGCUGCAACAGUUACCGCCUUUCCUGGAGCUGUCUUCAUGGUCGUAUGUGUACUGUUGGCCAUUGCACUUAUAGUAAAUAUGUUCUUACCAGUGUGUAUUAAACGGCGAUAUCGGAGUGAAAACCAAAUGAACUAAACUUGCUUUCGAACAUACAUCAAGGUAUUAUUUCACCUACUUUUGCUCAAAACUAUUACAUCAAAUAAUAGGAUUUCACUUUUACAAGUGCUGUUUUAAAUACCUGUCAAAAAUAAAUAACACGGUGUGUUGUGGUAUUUGCGGUGAAAGAAUUAUCAUAUUGAUUUGCUGCUUUUCUUUCAACCUUUCUGUUCCACUGCAUGCAUAUUUAACUAUGUAUCUGAGUAUCUGAGUCAACGACCUGUCCAUCAAUAUUCACUGAUCAUGGAAAUAAUCUCUUCAAUUGAUUUUAGCACCAAAUUAACAAUAGCUCAACAAGAGACAGCAUCUAAUACAGUGUUUUCAUGCAAACUUAUUAUACUCUUUUAAGUGAAUCAUAUUUCGACGAC
Messenger RNA from Trichobilharzia szidati, 2370 nucleotides. The record is from the annotation of a GenBank genome assembly. NCBI's taxonomy places the organism in Eukaryota, Metazoa, Platyhelminthes, Trematoda, Strigeidida, Schistosomatidae.